This is a messenger RNA of Momordica charantia (bitter melon), 640 nucleotides long. The record is from RefSeq and is a predicted model, not a curated record. NCBI's taxonomy places the organism in Eukaryota, Viridiplantae, Streptophyta, Magnoliopsida, Cucurbitales, Cucurbitaceae.
GAAUUUAUUUUUUUCCCCAAUGGCAUCAACUCCACAACAGACCUCUGUGGAUAUGAAUGCACUCUCUUCCUUUAUCACUGCAAUCAACGAAAGAAAUCUUGGAAUCAGCAGCUUUACCUGGGGAGGGGGAACAUCCACACCAUCAGAUUGCCUACCAAUUUGCAUCAGAAUGCAGAGGCCACCACCAGCCAAGAGCUCUCAGAGCCUUGGGAAGACGAUUCUUGGUCUUACCUUUCAGGCAGUUCUAGCCUUGUUCAUCAGCUUACCCAGUUCACCUCCGCAACUCCCUACACUUCUUUUUGGAGCUGCCGUGUUGAUCAGCUUUGCAGUUUCGUUUGCUGGACUUUUCCUUCAAACUGCAUACCCGAGAAUGGCGCUUUUGUUUGAAAAGCCGGUCCCAAGCCCGGACAAAGGAGGAGGGUAGUGUCAUCAGAUCAUUGGAUCUUGAUCUUGUUCUAAAAGACAGGCUGAAGAAAGUUGUGUGUUAGUAGUAUUAUCAUGUUAGUAAUAAAGAUGGCAGCAUCAAGAGAGAUGGGCUCUCCCAGUGGUGAAAAUACAAAGGAACCACAUGUAUUGCCGAAGUUCAGUCAUCCUAAGAUAUAACUAAAAUCUCAUCCUACAAAAAUAUACAUAUUUUUUA